UAAUACGUUAUUAUUGUAACUCGAGAAACGUAUGGUGCACAAAUGAACCAAAUCCGUCUUAUUUUCGUUGCUCGCUCAAGGUCUGGCUGAAAUAACAACACAUGUUGUUACACAAUACGCAGAUUUGGCAAACAAGACCACUGGAGUCAAUCACCUUCCGAAAAAUUGGUGACAAGUGUAAAUAUUUAUCGAUUUGUUUAAAUAUAAUCGCUUGGCCCUUGACUGGUGUUGGCACUGGAGUGGCGCAUCCACCAUUUUUGUGCCGAUUCAGUGAAGGGUGUAGAUAAACAGGGUGCAGAUUUAACAUAAUAUAACACUUGUUGGGGCCUAAUUCUGUUAGAUGAAUCGGUGCAUGCGCUUUUGAAGUCGUGUUUCGGGGGCGGUUGGUGGCAAACAGAGAAGGUUGUAGGUUUCUGGGGACGAAGGGUGUGCUAAUCGAUUCGAAGCAAAGCUGAAAAAUGUUAGAAAUGUGAAUGCGUUGACUCGUGUCCAGGAGCAUUUUAGUUGAUCAAUCAAAGGAUAUGAUGCUGCUUAUUUGAUAAUUUGGAUUAUCCUUAAUUGAUCGGAUGUGCGAUUCACUGUUACUUUUUUUUGGGGGGAUUGUCUCGGUUAGAGCAGAAUGGAAACCGAACGGAAGGAACAUAGGCUCGUUCUGCCAGUGCCGAUGUAUCACAAUGACUACAACAUUUGGUCAGUAUUAAAAAACUGUAUUGGGAAAGAAUUGAGCAAAAUCACGAUGCCAGUGGUAUUUAACGAACCAUUAAGCUUCCUGCAAAGGAUGGCUGAAUACAUGGAAUAUUCCCACCUGCUACGUUUGGCGUCACAGCAGCAAGACCCCAUAAUUCGAAUGCAGUAUGUCAUAGGUUUCGCCGUCAGUGCUCUAGCAUCAAACUGGGAACGUCUCGGCAAACCGUUUAAUCCUCUCUUGGGCGAAACUUACGAGUUGGAAAGAGAAGAGUUUAAGAUAAUUUGUGAACAAGUCAGUCACCACCCGCCAGUCUCGGCUUUUCACGCUGAAAGCAAAGACUGGGUUUUCCACGGUUCAAUCCACCCGAAGUUGAAAUUCUGGGGAAAAAGCGUCGAGAUCCAACCGAAGGGAACAGUCACUGUCGAGUUCCCUAAACUAAACGAGGCCUACACUUGGAGCAACGUUCAGUGCUGCGUCCACAACAUAAUCGUUGGGAAAUUAUGGAUGGAACAGUGCGGGACAAUGGAAAUUGUCAAUCACUCGACUGGACACAAGGCCCAUUUGACGUUCAAGCCCGCAGGCUGGAACUCCAAGGACCUGCACCGCGUCGAAGGCUACAUUGCGGACAAAUCGAAGCAUAAAUUAUUUUUCAUUUACGGGAAAUGGACCGAAUUCAUCAAAUGCACAGACUAUGCUUCCUACGAGGACUACUUGAAGGAAAACUCGCACAAAUUCAAGCGCGACGGUGACAAGAGCAAAAGCCCGAACGAUUCCCCAUCUCACACUUCCCGGAAAGUUUUGCAAAAACUGAACAGCUUGAAAGUCAGCCCUUUCAAGUCAAACUCGAGCCAAGAGAGUGUCGAUGAGUGUGCCCCUCCAGACGUCCCGGAUGGCAUGGUUCCAAAGAGCGAUUCCACCUACUCCAUUGACAUUCCCAAUUCGGUGACGAUCUGGAAAGUCAAGCCUCGGCCCUUGCAGAGCAGUGACUAUUACCAGUUUACCGAAUUCGCCAUGUCUUUGAACGAGCUGGAGCCCGGAAUGGACACGAGUCUGUGUCCAACCGACUCGCGCCUUCGGCCCGACAUUCGAAAGCUGGAGCAGGGCGACAUCGACGGAGCCGCUAUCGAAAAAACCCGUCUGGAGGAGAAACAAAGAGACGCGAAUAAGCACCGCAAGAGCAAGAAAGGGACAGAGUGGAGUCCCAGGUGGUUCAACUCGGGGAUUAAUCCGCACACCAAGCAGGAGGAUUGGGUCUACAAUGGGAAUUACUGGAAGAGGGAGUACACCGAUAAUCCCGAUAUAUUUUAAGCCAGACGUAGCGAUCGAUUAGGUAGAACUUAGCAUUUAUUGUAAAUCAUUCAUAAGUUUUGGGACGUGGCAAUGUUGAGAGUAUCUAAUCCCUAGCCUGAUUUAUUUCCGGGAACGAACGAUUUUGCCUUGAUGAUUUCGUAGACAACGUGCUCAAGGAUCAGUACCUUCGCGCUUGGUCAUAGGAAACGUUACAUAGUAUCAGUGUCUGUGCCAAAGCACAAUACCAUCAUAGUUAAAUUGUAUAGCGCUUAAUGCUUCCAAAAACUGGAAAUACGUAUCUACCUGUCCUUAAAAUAUCACCCAUCAUGCAAUAACUCCCAGACAAGGACUUAGUCCCUGUUUGUUGAUAUCAGUGUGUUGUUCACGAACUAGUAGGUCUAUUCGAUGAAAUUGGCGACUCAUUACAGUUGCCAUAUGAUAUUUUCGUAAUAUUUUAGGACACUUAAUAGGUUUAGUUACCAGUUGAAGUAAUUGUUGCAAAUAAUUGUCUAUAUAAAGUAGCUAGUGGCCUGAUAUUCCCACUUAUUUAAAAAUUGUUUUCGUACAACUAAUUUCGUUUGUUACGAAGGAACUAUAAAGUCAAUAUCUUGGGAUCAUUCGAUAUACAGUGAUGUAGGUAAAAUUAAGGUAUAUUGAAAAUUAUGUUUGAAUCUGUACAUCAUUACCAAUAAAUAUUUUAUUAUGAGUUA
Tribolium castaneum (red flour beetle) is the source of this 2688-nucleotide messenger RNA. RefSeq lists its product as uncharacterized. Lineage: Eukaryota; Metazoa; Arthropoda; Insecta; Coleoptera; Tenebrionidae. The transcript has 9 exons. Gene Ontology annotation, molecular function: sterol binding. Gene Ontology annotation, cellular component: intracellular membrane-bounded organelle; plasma membrane; perinuclear endoplasmic reticulum. The coding region runs from base 620 to 1996 and encodes 458 amino acids. The record is from RefSeq and is a predicted model, not a curated record.